AUGUCCGAGGCAACCAACGUCUGGUGGCGCACGCCUUUGUCUAACCACAGCCUCGAAGCUCAUUCGUUCAAUUUUGCUCAAUUUGAUCCUGUGAACUGGGAUGACGACGACAAAUCCAGUUCCACAGUCGCGGGCGAUGAAAAGUUCAUACCAACACCCAGCGAAAGCACCCAGGACGAUGUCGUCGGCCUCGACAACGACACCUACCACUGCUCUCCGUAUGAAAGCAGCAGCUUCCUCAGCGACGUCGUGCCGUGGCCGGGCCACACCUUCGUCAUCCGGGACCUGGACUCCCACAGGAUGAUCACGAUCGUGGACGGCGUGGUGCGGCUAAAAUUUAACAUAGGCGGCCAGGGCGGGUACUACUGGCAGUGUGUCGAGAAGAACGGGUGGCUCGGGUUCCGCGACCCGGUGCACGGGAUGUACCUGGGGCAUAACGGGCAGGGCAGGUUCAUCGCCGAGGUGAAGCACCACCGCAGCUACGAGCAGUUCUGCGUGCGGAAGCAUCCGAAGCAGGGCUACAUCCUGCUGACGCAUAACUCUCGGCUGGGAGGAUGCGAGAUGAAGAAAAUGGCCGUCGCGGAAGAUGGCGACAGACUGGUCGAGACGACAGCCGAAGGGGCUGUUUGGGGAUUCGAGAGGACUACAUAG
Molecule: messenger RNA, 651 nt
Organism: Hypoxylon fragiforme
Lineage: Eukaryota; Fungi; Ascomycota; Sordariomycetes; Xylariales; Hypoxylaceae
Exons: 2
Coding region: 1-651 (216 amino acids)
Source: RefSeq, a predicted model, not a curated record